AUGGCCGAUAUUUCCACCACACUCGCAGGCGUCAAGCUUCCUAACCUUCUUUUCAAUGCCUCAGGUGUUUGCUGUCAAACUGAAGCUGAUUUGAAGUUGAUGGUGGAAAGUGAGUCAGGAUCUUUGAUCACCAAGUCGGCCACUUUUGAACAACGUGAUGGCAACCCAUCUCCUCGUUACACUCCUUUACCCGGUGGUAUUGGUAGUAUCAACUCUAUGGGUCUCCCCAACGAAGGCUAUGAGUAUUACUUGAACUACGCCAAAAACUACGAUUACAGCAGCAAGAAGCCCUUGUUCAUCUCUCUUUCAGGACUUUCUUUGGCUGAUAAUGUCAAGAUGUGUGAAGCCUUUGUUGCUGCUGAUUUGCCCUGUGUUCUCGAGAUUAACUACUCUUGUCCUAAUGUUCCCGGCAAGCCUCAAAUGGGUUACGAUCUUGAAGCCAUGGAACACUCUCUGAGUGUAUUGGCUCCCCUCAUCAAGAAGCCUUUCGGUAUCAAGUUGCCUCCUUACUUUGAUAUCGCUCAUUUCGAUCAAGCUGCUGCUGUUUUCAACAAAUUUGAAAACUUGGCUUUUGUUACUUGCAUUAACUCUGUUGGUAACGGUUUGGCUAUUGAUUUUGAAACCGAGGAAGCUUUGAUCAAGCCCAAGGAUGGUUUUGGUGGUUUGGGUGGUUUGAUGGUGUUGAACACUGCUUUGGCUAAUGUCAAUGCUUUCCAUCGUCGCUUGCCUGGUAAGCAAGUCAUUGGUGUCGGUGGUGUUGUUAGUGGUAAGGAAGCUUUCCUUCAUGUGUUGGCUGGUGCCAGUGCUGUUCAAAUUGGUACUCAAUUGAAGGAAGAGGGUCCUGGUGUCUUUGCUCGUAUUGCCAAGGAGUUAAGCGAUAUCAUGGUCGCUAAGGGUUACAAGACUCUUGAAGAUUUCCGUGGCAAGGUCAAAACUUUGUAA
Molecule: messenger RNA, 942 nt
Organism: Mucor velutinosus
Lineage: Eukaryota; Fungi; Mucoromycota; Mucoromycetes; Mucorales; Mucoraceae
Exons: 1
Coding region: 1-942 (313 amino acids)
Biological process (GO): UMP biosynthetic process; 'de novo' pyrimidine nucleobase biosynthetic process
Cellular component (GO): cytoplasm
Molecular function (GO): dihydroorotate dehydrogenase activity
Source: RefSeq, a predicted model, not a curated record